Molecule: messenger RNA, 1512 nt
Organism: Rhagoletis zephyria (snowberry fruit fly)
Lineage: Eukaryota; Metazoa; Arthropoda; Insecta; Diptera; Tephritidae
Product: protein shisa-5
Source: RefSeq, a predicted model, not a curated record
CCUGUCUAUUAUCACGAAUUUCCAAUCAGAACUGUGAAUUUGCUCGAAAUUGUGAAAACCCGAAAACUAGGGGCAAUAAACAAGCUACAGAUUACAAAUAUCUUAUCAAAUUCAUCAAGCUCCCGUACAGGUUAACAAUUGCAGAAUCAUUUGGCCAUAAAGAAAAAUUGCACUACAAAGCCACUCUGCGUUAAUACGAUUGCAGUAAGCUGACAAUUGCUAAAAACGCAAGUUUGAGGAAGUUCCACUUACCGGAUAUCGUGCACGCAUCAUCACGGACAUAGUGGAUCCGUUUGAAUAUUUUGACUUUGACGAAAUGGAUUUUUGGGGGUUGUUGACAUUCAUAUUCCUAGCGGUGUUCUUCAUAAGCUGCUGCAGCUAUUGUUGCACCACAAAGCGACACGGUGCUGUAUUGUCCACACCAGUUGUUGUGACAUCAACUACACACACUGCACCUGGCGGCUAUCCAGUUACACAAAUGCCGCCCGCCACUGGUUAUCAGCAGCAGUCCAUGUACCCACCGUAUCCAACGCAAACAGGCGUUCAUGGAGAGAUGCCCAUGCCGAUGCCCGUCGCCCAACCGCCAGCGCCUGGCAUACAACCUUACGUUACACCUUAUCCACCGAUGCCUGCGGCUGCGAUGAAUCCACCCAGCUAUGACGCUGCUGUGGCAGGUGUAGGUACUGGUCAACCAAAUAAUGCAAGCAGUGGCUAUGAGAAGCAGGCUCCCUACAAUCCCCACUAUAAUGCAUACUAAUAAGGAAAAACUACAAAUCGAUGUAUACAUAUAUAGUGAAUAUAUAAUUUAUACAGGCAUACAUGCUACAUAUGUACAUACUUAUGUAUAUUGUAUACUUAUAAAUUAAGUAAGCCAUAUUACGAUUGAUAAUGUUUAAGACAUUGCUUUCUACAAAAUGAUAAUUUCUUUUUCACAAAAUUGAAAUUAAUAAGAAAUGCGCAAUGACGACAUACAAUGGAAUGUAUAGAGCUUCUGUUAAUGAGUCUAUUCAAGACAGCGAAAAUAAGUUAAAAAUAAAUUUAAAAGCAAAAUUAAACUAUUCGAAAAAAAGAAAAUAUACCUACAUACACGUACGUAUGAGGAUAAGAACCGGUAAUAUAAUUAAAAAUUUAUAUCAGCAAGAUGAAGGGUAUAAGCAUAAUUUUUUUUUGUAAUUCAAUUCAUCUUUUAUACGAGUACCAUGUCGUUUGUAAAUAUUUACAUACAUCAUAAAUAAUUACCAAUUUUUUUCUUUAAAUUGCUAUAUAUUAAAUUUAACUUAACCAAAGUAUGCUUAGUUAACAAGGAAGUGUGAAUGGAAGAUAUUGGAAAUGAACAUAACAAUAAUGGAAGCAAUAUAAAUACAGAAAUUAUUAGUUUCAGUGAAAUAUUUAUUGCAACAGAAGCGUAAAGUUACUUUUUUUUAUUUUAUUUUAUAUAUUGUUUUCAAUAAGUUAAUUAUAAAUGAAGUAUUAGAUAUGCUAUAAAGAAAUCGUAAAUAUGUAUUAUUAAAU